Messenger RNA from Rhagoletis pomonella (apple maggot), 2584 nucleotides. RefSeq lists its product as uncharacterized. The transcript is spliced from 6 exons. Lineage: Eukaryota; Metazoa; Arthropoda; Insecta; Diptera; Tephritidae. Gene Ontology annotation, molecular function: zinc ion binding. The coding region runs from base 428 to 1651 and encodes 407 amino acids. The record is from RefSeq and is a predicted model, not a curated record. Gene Ontology annotation, cellular component: nucleus.
UAUUGACGAAGCAUUAUUCUUGAUUCUAAAGUAGUUUGGUAUUUUUGCAAAUUUCUUGUUAGUUAUAACUUAGUGAGUCACCCUGCGUAUUUUUUCUUGGGGAUCUGGGAUCUUUAGAAUCAGUUCAUCGACUCUCCGCUCACUAGUGCUAGGUUAACGAAAUAAAAAUACUUGAACAACCUGGCAUUAUAUGGAUCAGGAGUGAUUAAGAAAAAAAAGUUAAAUAAAAAAGAUGAGUUCGAGGUCUGGAAAUUGAACAAAUGCACAUAAAGGCAAGUCAAUAAACCUCGGACACGACAGUCAGGUCUACGUAACCGGAACGACCCAGAUUUAUAUUUGGCCAAGGACUGUCAGUCCAGCAACACUCCCCAAAAACUCUUUUGGAGCUUGUAUGCUGCUACAACAACAACAACUAGAUAUAUGAAACAUGUUUGAGUAUGACUGGGAUACAUUUUCCCCGCAGGAAGCGAAAAUAAACACCAAAGACAUUGACUCAAAGAGUACAACUUUUAAAAGAAAUGAUAGCCAAGUUCAGAGUGAAACGAACGACCCAAUUUCAACCGGAAAAAGUAGCAUACAUUCAGGGUGUAAUUCAAGCUUCCAAGAAGGAAACGAACUCUCAUUUGAAUAUCAUCUUAACAUUGACACUGUUUGCAGAACGUGCUUAAAAAAAAUUGAUGCAAGCAUUCCGAACACAUCCACUAUUAAAUCGUAUUAUCAAAUUUUUGAUACUGCAAAUCUCGCUAAGAAACUAACCUCCUGUACAUCUUUAAAAAUUGAGCAAACGGAUAAGUAUCCCAAAUACUUGUGCAACAGUUGCUUCAACAAAGUCAAUGAUUUUUACCAAUUUCAAAGCAUGUGUGUGGAGUCGAUGCAGCAAUUUUGCCAAAUGUUCUUGGUUCCAGUCAGUCAAAUUACUUUUGAUACCGAAGUUCCUCGAAUUAAAACAGAACUUAACUGUGAUGACCCACUGCAUUCUGAAGAGUUUUGUGAUUCCAUCGAAGACGCGAAACAAUCAUCAUGCUUUGUUGAUAACUCUAACUCAGUGAUAGAAAAAGACCAGCUACCAUUAGGUGAUACCAACGCCUUGAUGCAAUGUCAGGUUGAAUACAGGGAUAAUAAUAGUUUACUCCAACCACUUCGGCACGCACUAUUCCAAGAGAAAAAUAGUAAAAAGGAGGGUACAAUAGAAGAAAGUUUCCAAAAUAAAAUGGAUGAACUACUAAGGCGCCAAACGGAAAUUGUGAAAAUUGUUGCAGAGAAUAAUGUUCUAUUGCGAGAAAGUUUAGGGAUGUCUUCUGUCUCUUCCAUCAAAUUCCCAUUAGAAACGGAUGAUAAGUUGGAAGAACUAGAAGCGCGACUAAAAGUGGAAAGCAAGGCAGAAAUUGUUGGUAUUCUUAGAAGAAUAACUUGCGGAAAAAUAAAGGGUAUUGAUGCCAUUUUUGGAAAGCAAGUAGUUAUGGGCUUCAAUUAUAACGGAGAUAAAGGCAAAAAGCCUUUAAAAUUUUUCAAAAAUUUCCUAAAUGCUCUAUACGAAGCCACCUACGAAGAGGGCAGAACUUUUGACGAAUUUUUAAUAAGUCUUCGGCAAGAAUUUAAAAGAGUGAAAAAUCGCUUUUGUAAACAGAAGAGUAGAAAGAACAACCGUUAGCAUGUAACUUAUAGUUUAUAUUGCACACCUGCAUCUAAAGUGAGCUAACUAAAAAAUCAUACCGGACAUUAUAACUGCUUGUGAAUCGUACAAAUUCAACGCAAUUAAUACAAAAACGGGUACAACGGUAGUUUUUUAGUUAGAGUAUGUAAUAAUAAAAAAAUGCAUUACUUGGAGGUAUGUCCUAUGAAUUGAUUUAUGCAAAAAAUCGUCCUAGGUGUGCGAUAUGUACUAUUCAGUAUUAGUUAGUUGUAAGGUAUUUUUAUUAUUUUUUAAUAGAUAAAUACUACGAACAAAAAUUUCACAGUGUUUGUAAAGUUAAGUAUAGGAAUAAAACCACUCCUAAAAAUUACUUCACUUUACUAGACAAUAAAUUAUUUGUGUUUGUUAAUCACUCUUAACAUUUGUCAUAUAAAAGGUAACGAAUAAGGCUAGUUAAAAUAGUGUAACCCACGCGAAAGUUCACAGAGAUUGUAGGUUGGUUACAGGGCAGCCUUGGUAAGUAGUUAUAAUUCAUCAACAAUAAACUGCUAAAAAUAAAAGUCAUAAUAUCCAAUAAGGUGUGAAUACCUACUGAAAUUGUAGGCAUAAAGCCGCCUGUUCGACUUGAAGUAGAAGAAUAGCGUGAAGAGAAUUAAAAUUUGUAAUCAACUUUGUCCGUUAUGAAGUGAUACUAAUUUCUAUCAAUUUAGGUAAUCCAUAUUGCUUAAGAGAAUUUUUAAAUACAAACGACGAGGAAAUAAAAAGUAGCUGUUUGUUUAUAUCAAAUCUCUCUUUUUUGCGUUCAAAAUCUCUGCGUUAUUUAAACUCGUAACCUUGUGUAGUAAUUGUUUACCAGCGAGAAAUUUGAUUUUUUUCUUAUAGUCACAACCCUUUAGCACGGAAUCUACUACGUCAUAGAACUGUGCAUAUACAUAUAAAUAUGUGUGUACA